CCCUCGCCGCGCUCUAUAAUACGUCGUGACGUCACUGUGAUCACGUGACGUGAGUCGGCUCGUUGUCUGCGUCUCUGCUUGUUGUGUAUUCAGAACAAGCGCUUCUUGGCCUAUUUACGUUCACAAGACCAUAAAAUACGAUGGAAGGGAGAAACUACGGCUCAAGUUUUUCCAAUUGGGGUCGUGGAGGGUCUGGCAACAGAGGUUCUGGAAACUUUGAUCUAUUUGGUGGGAAUUAUAAGAAUUCCAUGUCGGGGUUCGGGGGUUACGGAGGCGGUAACUCCAAGAGAGGCCUCUCUGGGUCAUCCAUGCUCCAGCAAAAGAUAACGCAUGCAGACGAAGUUAUUGCCAAAAUUAACCAGCGCUUGGACAUGCUCACUCAGCUGGAAGGGGGCAUGAAGAGCCGAGGCGACAGGUUUGGCCAGUUCGAUUCAUUCGACUCGCUCUCCUCCUCCUCCCGAGAUCUCUUCAGAUCCGGUGGCGGUAGCUAUGGCUGUGAUGAUGGCCGUGGUGACAACAUGCUGUUGGGCCAGCGAGGAGGCUCGGGCUUCGGGGGGGCCAUGGGGCAAGGAGGGGGAGGCGGCUUCAACAGCCUCUCCUCUUCUUAUGGAGUCGCUAAAAUGCGACAGAAUAUGAGGGAGUCCUUCACCAGUGGCUCUGGUGGGGGAGGAUGGGUCGGAGCAGGCCGUCAUUCCCCCAGAAGGGGUGGAGGCGCUGGAGGUCGAGGAUCUGGCGGAGGGUUUGGGGGCUACAGGUCAGAGCCCAUGCCAUUUGGCGGAGGCGGCCGGGGAAGCGGUCCCUCCCCAGGGGGUGGUCGAGGCAAGCUCCCAUCCCUCCUGUCCAACCGCAUGUACUCAGAGGGUGGAGGUUUCCACCAGGGUCCCUCCCAAGGGCCCCACGACUUUCCCGGGAGGCAUUUUGGAGGGGGCCCGAGGGCUGGCCGCCAGCGAGGCCGCAAGAGACCCCUCAACAAACAGGUAAGACCACCAAAUGAUGUCCAGAAGAAGAGAAAGCAGAUGGUCACUCCUGCAGAUGAGCCAGAGUCGAAAAUGAACAGGACUGAAAGAGCAGAUGCUGGCGCUUCCAAGGAGAAAGAAGAGAAAAAUGGCGACAACGGCGAGGCAACUACUGCAGCUACGGAGACUACUGAUGGAACUUCAGGUGCAGCUACACAGGACGAUGGCACCGAGAAGGCAGUGCCUCAGGAAAUACAGCCUCCUCCCCGGACCCCGGGCAAAUCUGCCAAAAUGAAAAAGAAGAGGGGCUUUCAGGAUAGGGUGAUGUUUGCGUGCUCUGUGUGCAAGUUCAAAUCAUUCUACAAGGAUGAUAUGGAACGACAUCUGGAGAGUCGCUUCCACAAAGACCACUUGAAGUUCCUCUCGGGCCAACUCUCCAAGCCAACCACUGACUUCCUUGAGGAGUACUUGCUGAAUAAGUUCAGGAAAAUGGACCAAAUCGUCAAGCAGAUGGAACACCACAGCGCUGCCCUCUGCCAGAUGUACAGAGAUCAGGACCUCACAAAGGAUCUUGGCAUGGAGCACUUCAUGAAGAAAGUGGAAGCUGCACACUGCAGCGCAUGUGACAUUUUCAUCCCCAUGGAGCUUCACAUGAUUCAGAAACACAUCAAAUGCCCUGACCAUAACUAUAAUCGCAAGGGAAUGAUGGAGCAGUCGAAGAAAUCCAGCCUGUCGGUUGCACGCAGCAUUCUCAACCACAAAGUCAUUGGAAAGAAGCUGGAGAGCUACCUCAAGGGAGAAAAUCCAUUUACUGGUAACCCCCAGGGCCAGGAGGCAUCCGAUUCCAUGGUGGUGGAUGCAACAGAGGGACAGAAAGAAUCUGUCAUUGCCGAGGAAGGCACCCAAGCCGUCGAGGCAGCCGCGCAGCAGGAGCCCGAGGUGGAGGCAGUCAAGGAAGUAAAGAUGGCGGCAGAGGAGGAGGAGCGAGAGGAGGGAGAGAAGGAGGCAUUCAUGGAGAGCGCCGAGGAGGAACAGGAGAGCCUGGAGCACCAGGAGGGUGAGGCAGAGGGCGAAGAAGAAUUUGAAGUGGCAGAGGAUGAAGAAGACGACGAAGAGGGAUACGUGGUCCACGAUGAAAUUGAUGAAGAGGAGGGAGCAGAGGUGGCCAUUGCCGUUGAAGAAGACGAGCAUAAAGAAUGAACUUUUGUCCCUGGUGAACGGAGCAGACACAUGACAAACAAUGAAAUAUGUAACCCUUACAAAUUUCACUUUAUUCCACCUAAAUGUCCGUGUUUAUACUUUGGUGUAAUAGUCAGAAAAUGCAUUUGGAACAUGGCAGUUUGAUACCAAUCCGAAGACAACCAUCGCAAAACGUGUUUAUUGCUUUUCAAUAUUUUGUGUGGCUUUUUGUUCAAGCUAUUGUUCAUUUAUAUUACACUGUCGAAUUGUUUCAAUGCACUUUGUAUUAUACGAUUUUGUCAGCCUAAAAAUUGCGUUCUGCCCAUUAUGGAUAUAUAUUUUUUCCCACUUCCAACUGAGUGGUGGAUUGUUUUGUUCUGCUUAGAGCAGUUGUGAAUUGAACAAUUGCCAUGUUCCAUCGCUAUUAAUGUAACUUCUACAGUGUCAUGAAUAAACUUGAGUGAACAACC
Molecule: messenger RNA, 2605 nt
Organism: Hippocampus zosterae (dwarf seahorse)
Lineage: Eukaryota; Metazoa; Chordata; Actinopteri; Syngnathiformes; Syngnathidae
Gene: akap8l
Product: A kinase (PRKA) anchor protein 8-like
Exons: 13
Coding region: 141-2156 (671 amino acids)
Cellular component (GO): nucleus
Molecular function (GO): DNA binding
Source: RefSeq, a predicted model, not a curated record